AUGUGCAGUCUUGGCGGGUAUGCAUGGGAGACAAAAGCUGAAGCUCUGGCACAGGCCGUCAGGCUGGUGCAUGGUCCGGAGCAUUUCGGCGUCUCUACCUUGUCGACGAGAUAUCCAGCAGACCACGCAAUCGCCGAUCUGGCUGGCAGCGUCAUCUCAGGACCGGAAUACUUUGCACCAUGCGAUACCGAAACAGGUUCGCUUCUCUACCUUGGACUGACUGUUUCGCAGACCUGGAGAAACGUGCUCCAUAGCAAAGCCAAAAACGCCACGAUUAGCAUCGCAUCCAACGCAGAUCCUGCAGUUCCGGAUCCGCGUCAUGCUUCCAAGCACCAAUGGGACAAGCAGAGGCCCUCUUGGCGACGUGGGAUGCCCUCCAAGCCGCGAGUCACCCUCUUUGGCCACUUCGACCUUCUCAACGCCACUCGCCAUCCCGACCAGGCCGAGAAAGCCUUGAGUUGUUACCUCGAACAUCACCCGGAUGCAAGUCAUUGGGCUCCGAAUGCGACCGAGUCUCCGCACGUACCCUUCUGGGCGCAAUUCAGUGUCGAUAAAGUUUACUGGAUAGGCGGCUUCGGAGACGAGCACUACAUCGGCUGGUUCGACAGCAACGAAUGGCACACGGCGUUGAAGGAACAUCAUUCGUCGGAUGUACACCACCAGCUCGAGCACUCUGUUCCCAGAUUCGUCAUUCAGUAG
This is a messenger RNA of Sporisorium graminicola, 699 nucleotides long. RefSeq lists its product as uncharacterized. The transcript is spliced from 2 exons. The record is from RefSeq and is a predicted model, not a curated record. The coding region runs from base 1 to 699 and encodes 232 amino acids. NCBI's taxonomy places the organism in Eukaryota, Fungi, Basidiomycota, Ustilaginomycetes, Ustilaginales, Ustilaginaceae.